Manihot esculenta (cassava) is the source of this 1923-nucleotide messenger RNA. Its product is annotated as amino acid permease 6. NCBI's taxonomy places the organism in Eukaryota, Viridiplantae, Streptophyta, Magnoliopsida, Malpighiales, Euphorbiaceae. Gene Ontology annotation, cellular component: plasma membrane. The transcript has 7 exons. Bases 334 to 1791 code for a protein of 485 amino acids. The record is from RefSeq and is a predicted model, not a curated record.
AACCACCAUCAAUGGUGAUGCCCAGUUGUUUGUUAAUUUGUCUAUGUGAAAAGAGUUUUCGUCUUUUCCUGUCUUUUUUUCUUUAAUGCAAUGAACUAGCGACCUUUGUUGGUUAAGAUAUAUGUUAGCACAGCAGAAACACUGCUUAAUUGACUUUUGUAUAUCCCACCUGCUUUCAUUCUUUUGAUUUAACAUCCCAUUAAAGCUAUCAUUUCCUUUUUCUAAUCAGUUCUCUAUUUUAGUACUGUCUAGUCCCUUCUUCUCAGUUCCCAUUAUUUUCUACACAGAGCGAGCGAGAGAUAGAGAGAGAGAGAGAGAGAGAGAGAGAGAGAGAUGGCUAAAGAGAUGCAGCAUAGCAGUAUGCACUUGGAACAGGCAGACCUAGAAGGAAAUGAACAUGGUACUGGAACUCACAAGAACUUGGAUGAUGAUGGUCGACCCAAAAGAACUGGGACAUGGGUGACUGCCAGUGCUCAUAUCAUCACAGCUGUGAUUGGGUCAGGCGUGCUGUCUCUAGCAUGGGCCAUAGCCCAGUUAGGCUGGGUGGCUGGACCGGUUAUUCUCAUGGCCUUCUCAUGCAUAACCUUCUUCACUUCUACUCUUCUCGCUGAUUCCUACAGGUCACCUGAUCCUGUCACUGGCAGAAGAAACUACACUUACAUGGAUGCUGUGAGAGCCAACUUAGGAGGCCGGAAAGUUCAACUCUGUGGAUUGGCCCAGUAUGUGAACCUCAUAGGAAUCACAAUUGGUUACACUAUUACAGCAUCUAUCAGCAUGGUGGCUGUUAAGAGAUCAAAUUGUUUCCACAAGCAUGGACAUCAUGUGAAGUGCAAUAUAUCAAACUAUCCCUACAUGAUCAUCUUUGCUUGCAUCCAAAUCAUCCUCAGCCAAAUACCAAACUUCCACAAGCUCUCAUGGCUCUCUGUUCUUGCAGCUGUCAUGUCUUUCGCCUAUUCUUCAAUAGGUCUGGGACUCUCCAUAGCAAAAGUAGCAGGAGGGGGACAUGCAAGAACAAGCUUAACAGGAACAGCAGUUGGGGUGGACGUGACACCAGCACAAAAGGUGUGGAAAUCAUUCCAAGCUAUCGGGAACAUUGCUUUUGCUUAUGCUUUCUCUACCGUUCUUAUCGAGAUACAGGAUACCAUCAAAUCGAGUCCUCCUGAGAACAAAGCUAUGAAGCGAGCAUCCUUUGUUGGGAUCCUAAUCACCACCCUGUUCUACGUCCUAUGUGGUUCCGUUGGUUAUGCAGCAUUUGGAGAUGAUGCACCCGGCAAUUUCCUCACUGGUUUUGGAUUCUAUGAACCCUUUUGGCUCAUCGACUUCGCGAAUGUGUGCAUCGCCGUCCACCUCAUCGGUGCCUACCAGGUUUUCAGCCAGCCAGUCUUCAGUUUUGUGGAGAAGAACUGCCACCAAAAGUGGCCGGAGACUAAGUUCAUAACAAGAGAACACGCCAUUAACAUCCCUUUUUUUGGUGUAUAUUACCUCAACUCUUUCAGAUUGGUGUGGAGAACUGUCUAUGUUAUUGUAACAGCAGUUGUAGCCAUGAUCUUCCCAUUCUUCAAUGAUUUCUUGGGCCUCAUCGGGGCUGCAUCUUUCUGGCCAUUGACGGUGUAUUUUCCGGUGGAGAUGUACAUUGCACGCACGAGAAUGCGAAAGUUCUCCUUACCAUGGACAUGGUUGAACAUAUUGAGUUUCGCCUGCCUAAUAGUAUCACUUGUGGCAGCAGCCGGAUCAAUCGAAGGUCUGGUGAACUCUCUCAAGAAAUACAAGCCCUUCCAAUCCGUGCAAUAAUCUGUUCCCUUUUCUCAGCAACAAUCUAAAAUUUUACAGUAGCAGUUAUCUCUGUAUUCUCAUUCCAAAAUCAUCAAAUCGCUUGUACUACAUUUUCAAUCCAUUACCACUAGUAAAGCCCGCUUUCUUUAA